Molecule: messenger RNA, 654 nt
Organism: Prunus persica (peach)
Lineage: Eukaryota; Viridiplantae; Streptophyta; Magnoliopsida; Rosales; Rosaceae
Exons: 2
Coding region: 88-384 (98 amino acids)
Source: RefSeq, a predicted model, not a curated record
CUCUAUCUCCCUCCUUUGGAAAGAAAAGCAAAGAAAGCAAAAACUCUACCUUUGAAACUCAAAAGCAAGUUUUCCGUCUGCUGAAAAAUGGCAAGCCCAAAGCAAACUGAUGCAGGCACCGGAGAUUCGAAAUUUCCUGCUGCUAAUGUGGAUUUAGAAUUGAAUCCAGGCAAGAACAAGAAUUUUGAAGAAGACAGUGGGCCAUCUCUAGUAGCUACCUCCAAGGAGAUUAAGGAACAAAUAGAGGCUGAAGAUAAGAAGAAAAAGGACCAGGAGAAGAAAGAUGCAAUCCAGACUCUCAAGAAAAGCGUUAUAGUCUCGGCGGUGAUCGUGGCUCUGGCAGGGGCAAUUUUUGCUAUAACCAAGAAAUUGAGAGAGAAAUGAACUCAGCAGCCAGACAAUAGAAGCAAUGCCAAAUUUUGCAUCCCCCUCCCCCAUUUGCUUCUGUUGUUUUUAAGUUUUUCCUUCUCCUUUUGUAAUGUCAUGCAUGCCCAUAUGGAAAUACUGCUGCUGAUGAAUUUGAAGUAGAUUUUGGUGAACAAUGCCCUCUUCUCUGUCAACGAUACAUGUAUGAAUUCUGUAAGGAAACAUGUAAUCUAAUACAAUGUUCCUUUUCUUGCGUUUCUAAGAUUGAAUAAAAUUCAGUUUCCUCUA